This is a messenger RNA of Cinclus cinclus, 1173 nucleotides long. It is a transcript of the gene PHYHIPL, whose product is annotated as phytanoyl-CoA 2-hydroxylase interacting protein like. The record is from RefSeq and is a predicted model, not a curated record. Bases 1 to 1173 code for a protein of 390 amino acids. Gene Ontology annotation, cellular component: cytoplasm. The transcript has 5 exons. Lineage: Eukaryota; Metazoa; Chordata; Aves; Passeriformes; Cinclidae. Gene Ontology annotation, molecular function: protein binding.
AUGAGAGGACUGGCAGGAGCUGGGGGAGGAGUGCCAGCAGGGCACUGUGGAGCCCUCAGUGACAGGAAGGGCCCACAGAGAAGUUGCCAUCUCCAGCGUGAGCGGAGCCCCCCGAGCUGGGAUCCCAGACGGUCACCCUGUGCACGAGGGAAUAAAUCACAAGAUAGUGGGAUUGCAGAAAUGGAGGAGCUUCCAGUCCCACACAACAUCAAAAUAAGUAACAUCACGUGUGAUUCCUUCAAGAUUUCUUGGGACAUGGAUUCUAAAUCCAAGGAUCGCAUUACUCAUUACUUCAUCGAUCUCAACAAGAAAGAAAACAAGAAUUCCAACAAAUUCAAACACAAGGAUGUACCCACCAAGCUGGUGGCCAAGGCUGUCCCUCUGCCCAUGACAGUGCGUGGGCACUGGUUCCUGAGCCCCAGGACAGAGUACACGGUGGCGGUGCAGACUGCCUCGAAGCAGGUCGAUGGCGAUUACGUCGUUUCGGAGUGGAGCGAAAUCAUCGAGUUUUGCACCGCAGAUUAUUCAAAAGUUCACCUAACACAGCUAUUGGAAAAAGCUGAAGUGAUUGCAGGCCGUAUGCUUAAACUGUCUGUUUUUUAUCGGAAUCAGCACAAAGAAUACUUUGAUUAUGUCAGAGAGCAUCACGGGAAUGCUAUGCAGCCCUCUGUUAAGGAUAACAGUGGCAGCCAUGGCUCUCCAAUCAGUGGGAAGCUGGAAGGCAUCUUCUUCAGCUGCAACACUGAGUUUAACACUGGGAAGCCACCCCAAGAUUCACCCUAUGGAAGAUACAGGUAUGAGAUUGCAGCUGAAAAACUCUUCAACCCAAAUACUAACUUGUACUUUGGAGACUUCUACUGCAUGUACACAGCCUACCACUACGUCAUCCUCGUGAUUGCCCCCGUGGGGUCACCAGGAGAUGAGUUCUGUAAGCAGCGCCUACCCCAGCUAAAUAUAAAAGAUAACAAAUUUCUGACCUGUGAUGAAGAAGAUGGGGUCAUGGUUUACCAUCAUGCCCAGGAUGUAAUUUUGGAAGUCAUUUACACUGAUCCUGUGGAUCUCUCCCUUGGCACAGUUGCAGAAAUUACUGGUCACCAACUAAUGAGCUUGUCUACUGCAAAUGCAAAGAAAGAUCCCAGCUGCAAGACCUGCAAUAUCAGUGUUGGACGUUAA